AUGAAGUUCUCUGUGGUGUCUGCGCUCUCGCUUUCAGCGCUUGCUUCGGCGAGCUGGGUGAAGAACCUCAACUACCGUUCCCCAUCCGAGAACCACCCUGGAAUGGGCAUAUCUCUCCGCAAGGUCAACAAGAGAAACACCCCAGACAAGGCUUUCACGCCCUCCCAGCUCAACUUCACCCAUGGCGUGGCUUCUGGUGACCCAUACUCUGACUCCGUCAUCCUGUGGACUCGUGCCGCUCCCAUGCAGGCGAACGUCAACAGCAACUCGACUGUCAGCGGCUACGUCCCUCUCUACUGGCACGGACCCAACGUCAGUGUUUCCACUGCACCAGUCUGUGUGCAGUUCAAGGUCGCCAGGACUGCCGACUUCAAGCACGUCGAGAGCAGCGGAACCGUCUACACGUCCAGCGAUAUCGAUUAUACCGUCAAAGUUGAGGCUGCCAACUUGACCGCCUUCACUCGCUACUACUACCAGUUCAACAUUUGCAACUCGAACGUCACCAGCCCGCUCGGCAGGACCAAGACGGUGCCAGAUGCCAAUGACUACACGUCGAAGGUUGGCCUUGCUAUCUACUCAUGCAGCAACUUCCCCUUCGGUUUCUUCAAUGCCUUCGGGAACCCCGCUCGCAAGGAUAGCGUUGACUAUGUCAUCCAUCUCGGCGAUUACAUUUACGAAUAUGCUGGUGAUGGUGAUUACGGCUACGGUUAUGCUAUCGACCGUGUCAACAGCCCAAACAGCGUCAUCUACACCCUCAACGACUACCGUCAGCGUCUGGCUUCCUACCGUACUGAUCUGGAUCUUCUCCUGUCUCACCAGCAGUUCCCGUGGAUUCCAGUCUGGGACGACCAUGAGGUUGCUGAUAACACCUACCGUGAUGGCGAGGCUGAUGUGAACAACACCGAGGCUUCAUUCAUCAUGGACGGUGGUGUGGCGGUUGACCAGCGCAAGAUGAAUGCUGUUCGUGCUUACUUCGAGUGGAUGCCUAUCCGUCAAGUCGAGAUGGACGACAAUCUUCGCAUUUGGCGUUCCUUCCAGAUCGGCUCCCUGUUCGACCUUAUUAUGCUUGACACUCGCCAAUAUGACCGCUCCAUUACUGACUUGUACUGGAACACCGACUACAUUCAUGAGAUCUCCAACGACGCUGGUCGCUCGAUGAUGGGUAGCCGCCAAGAGAAUUGGUUCUACAAUCAACUUGCCGAGUCCGCCGAUCGUGGCGCCCGCUGGCGCGUCAUCGGCUCGCAGACCGUCUUCUCGAAGAUCAACGAGUCUGUAGCUUAUGGCAACGUCGACCCCCUCGACUACGACGCAUGGGAUGGCUACCAAGCCAACCGCAACCGCACCCUGAACUACCUAACGGAGAACAACAUCGGCAACAACAUCGUCAUCUCCGGCGACUCCCACGCGAGCUGGGUCUCGGACCUCGUCUGGCUCGAUCACUCCAACUACUCCUCCUCAACCGGCGCCGGCGGCCUCGGAGUCGAAUUCGCCGGCUCGGCCGUCAGCUCGCCUUGCCCUUACGGCCAGAACAUCACCCUCAAGUCGGCGAACAACUACAGCGAUUGGCUCGAGGGUGCUAACCCGGAACUCCACUGGAACGACCUCUAUUACCGCGGCUACUUCGAGCUGCAGAUCGGGUACGACGAAGUCAAUGCAUCCUUCUUCGGUAUGCCGACUAUCAUCAACCGGAAUCCGUAUGAGAUUAGUCUGGCCAACUUCACGGUCAAGAGUGGGGAGAAUCGGCUUCAGAGGCCUAUUGCUGGGGGUGUGGCGGAGAGUGGGAGUUUGAAGGGCGGGGUGAUUCAGCAGACGAACAUUACGAAUAAUACUAUGAAUGGUCAGUAUUUGAUUACGAUGGAUAACCAGGAGGAUGAUUAG
This is a messenger RNA of Recurvomyces mirabilis, 1878 nucleotides long. RefSeq lists its product as uncharacterized. The coding region runs from base 1 to 1878 and encodes 625 amino acids. Lineage: Eukaryota; Fungi; Ascomycota; Dothideomycetes; Mycosphaerellales; Teratosphaeriaceae. The transcript is spliced from 5 exons. The record is from RefSeq and is a predicted model, not a curated record.